GCUUUGUAGUGAUAAAAGAGAGAGGAGAUGGGAGAGAGAGAGAGGGAGACGGAAAGGGAAAGGCUGAAAUGAAUGAGAACCCCGCCAUCGCUUCUUUCGCUCGCCAUUGACUCUGCCCUUAUUAACCUCUCCUUCAUCUCCGAUCUCUCCUCCUUGCCCGAUCACAUCCUCGUUGACCUCUUCCUGAAAACAUUAAGAGCUGGAAAGCUGACUGAGAAGAUUUUGAAGCUGUUUGUGGCUACUGGAAAAGAAGAAAUCAUUUCUCUGAUUGAGUCUUUCAACAUCCAAGCUGUUCUCACUCCUGUUCUUCCGACUAGAUGCUGUGAGAGGAAGUUCUGACCUUGCUUAAUAUCAACUGAAUCUAGUUAUUAUCUUGUUUUUUUAUAUAUCAAAACCUGAUAAAAUGUCAGAAGUGAGCAUCAGAGAUGAUGAGAUUGACAUUGUUAUUGGUGCACUCCAGCCCGAUCUCACGUCAUUCUUGGAAGAAUGGAGACCGAUCUUCUCCAGAUUCCACCUCAUAAUCGUCAAAGACCCUAACCUCCUAGAAGAACUCAACAUCCCUGGUGGAUUCAACCAUCAUGUCUAUACAAAAUCUGAUAUCCAACGCAUUCUCAGCUCAUCAAACACUGACCUCUUCUGCGGCUACUCAUGCAGAUACUUCGGUUAUCUCAUCUCUAACAAAAAAUAUAUCAUCUCAGUUGAUGAUGAUUGUUUCCCAAUAAAGGAUCAAAACACUGUUGAUGCAGUCACCCAACACAUCAUCAACCUUAAAAGUCCAGCGACACCCUUUUUCUUUAACACCCUAUACGACCCUUUUCGUGAAGGAGCAGACUUUGUCCGUGGGUACCCUUUCAGCAUGAGAAGUGGUGUACCUUGUGCAUUGUCGUGUGGACUAUGGCUUAACUUGGCAGAUUACGAUGCUCCCACACAGGCCCUCAAGCCUGAUCAGAGGAACUCGCGGUACGUCAAUGCCGUUCUUACCGUGCCUGCUAAGGCAAUGAUGCCGGUGAGCGGGAUCAACAUAGCCUUUGACCGUGAGUUGGUAGGGCCCGCUCUCUUGCCGGCUUUCAGGUUGGCAAAGGAAGGGAACCUGAGGUGGGAAACAAUGGAGGACAUAUGGAGCGGGAUGUGCGUGAAGGCAGUGUGUGAUCACUUGGGCUUUGGAGUGAAGAGUGGGAUCCCCUACGUUUGGAGGAAAGAGAGAGGGGAUGCAAUAGAGAGCUUGAAGAAGGAGUGGGAAGGCGUGAAGGUGAUGGAGGAAGUGGUUCCUUUCUUCCAGUCCUUGAAGUUGUCACCACAGGCAACCACUGCAGAAGCUUGCGUUACUGAGAUCGCUGCGGCUAUAAAAGGGCAAUUGGGGAAUUCGGAAACUGUGUUUUCUCGCGCUGCUGAGACUAUGGUGGAGUGGGUCAAGCUCUGGAAGACGGUGAAAGCGCAGUGACACCAUUCACGUUGUUGGUUGAGGUGUAAGGUUUUACUCCAACAGUUUCUAUUGUUUUGCCUUGCCUGUUAGUUAAAUGCCGAUAAGUCUUUUGAGGAAGUUGAUGUUGUCGUCUACUCUUUGUGUUUCCAUGAGAAUCACUGUCCUUCAUACCCACUACAAGUUGACUUAGAACUCUUUGAGUGUUAUUAUGUCGCACUCAGUAUAAUAAGCAUAUGUUGAUAAAAAUAUUGAUUAAAAGAACGGUUGUUUUGUAGUUGUGACACUUUUGAUUUGAUAUGCCUUCAGCUUAUAAGUAAUUCUUUUUUACAGAGCACUAAUUUGUUUUAGUUUUCUUGCUGAAUCCAUUAAUAAUGAAAGAUGUGAUGG
Messenger RNA from Cuscuta campestris, 1810 nucleotides. NCBI's taxonomy places the organism in Eukaryota, Viridiplantae, Streptophyta, Magnoliopsida, Solanales, Convolvulaceae. The record is from the annotation of a GenBank genome assembly.